Mycena indigotica is the source of this 1125-nucleotide messenger RNA. Its product is annotated as Ras-domain-containing protein. The coding region runs from base 1 to 1125 and encodes 374 amino acids. Gene Ontology annotation, cellular component: endosome. The transcript is spliced from 5 exons. Gene Ontology annotation, biological process: regulation of endocytosis. Gene Ontology annotation, molecular function: GTPase activity; GTP binding. Lineage: Eukaryota; Fungi; Basidiomycota; Agaricomycetes; Agaricales; Mycenaceae. The record is from RefSeq and is a predicted model, not a curated record.
AUGUCUGCCUUUUCGGGGUCACUACGCAAUAACCUCGUUGGUCCCGUCGUCAACGUCAACGGCGCGGCGGCCGCACCCCACACACGCUCUCUUCCUACCCCCAUCCCAUCCACUAUCCUCCCCCCCUCGUCAUCUUACCCCCGCGAACGACGACCCGAGCGCCAAGCAAAGCUUGAUCCACCCAAUACGGCACGACAAGCGACAGCACCUUGUGAAGAUUCCAAGCUAAGACGAUUAGAGUAUGGCAAGCCCUGCGUGGCACUACGAGAUGCGGCCGUAGGGAAGUCGUCCCUCCUCGUCCGCCUAACCGACCAGCGCUUCCUAGCCAAUCCGGAUCCGACGCUUGGUGUCGAAUUCGGGUCCAAGCUGCUGACGCUGCAAGGGCCAGGGCCACAUGAAGGGACUGUUGUGAAGCUGCAAUGCUGGGACACGGCUGGGACGGAGUCGUUCCGCUCGAUUACGAGGAGUUACUAUCGCGGGGCUGCGGGCUGCCUGCUUGUCUAUGAUGUCACCUCCCGCAAGUCUUUCGACAACGUCCGCAUGUGGCUCGCAGACGUCCGGGCGCAUGCGGAUGCCCAUGUCAGCUGCAUCCUUGUAGGAAACAAGGUCGACCUAUGUGAAGGCGAUGGUGCAAUACCACGCGCUGUACCCAAAGAGCUGGCCCAGCAAUUUGCAAACGACGAGGGGCUGCUUUUUACGGAGGCGAGUGCGCGGAGCGGCGACGGCGUUGAAGAUGCAUUCAUGCGUGCUGCGGAGGAGAUUAUCGGCAAGGUGCGGGGAGGCAAGUUUGACGAUGCAAGGGUGAGUGCGCUUUCUCCACAUAUUCCUACCCCUUUGUCAUUGUCCUUCGUUUUCCACUUCUGCUCCGGCUUUCCCUCUUUAUUUAUUCUUUCUGCCCUCGUUUCUCUUGUUUCAGAAGGCAAGCUCGCUAACUUGCUUCUAGUCCCCCGGCGUCAAGCUCUCCAAACCUGGCGCGGGUCUCCCCCUCGACGGAGGAGGGUCAGCACGGCCGGCAGGACAACAACAGUGCUGCACCUAAGCAACGUGUACGAGGCGGACGGGGACGUUACCAAUGUUAUGACCAGGGAUAAUGACGAUCUGAGGAUUAACUGGAGAGUGUACUAG